Molecule: messenger RNA, 891 nt
Organism: Adineta steineri
Lineage: Eukaryota; Metazoa; Rotifera; Eurotatoria; Adinetida; Adinetidae
Source: the annotation of a GenBank genome assembly
AUGGGUCGUGGAGGUAUGAGUUGUGAAAUGAAAACAAUACGUUGUAUUAUGGUAUUGUUCAAUAUUAUCUUCUUUUUGAUUGGUGCUUUACUUCUUGCACUUGGCAUAUAUGUUAUGGUUGAUCCAAGAUUUCAAAAACUAAAAGAAUUUUUACCACUUAAUACAAAUCCUGGAAUUGAAAAAGGUUUAUCAUAUCUUGAAAUGAUGGCAAUUGUUAUUAUUGUUUUGGGUUCAAUUCUAUUAAUCAUUGGAUUUCUUGGAUGUUGUGGUGCAAUGAAACAAGUAAAAUUAUUUCUAACAUGUUAUGCAAUUAUUGUUGGACUUAUUAUAGUAUUUGAAAUAGCAAUUACAAUCUAUUUUAUUGUAUUUCAAUCAAAUUUUAAAGAGAAAUUUGUACCGAAAUUACAAGAUUCAAUUAAAAAUACAUAUGAAGGACCACUUGGUUUAAUGGGUAGCGAUGGACCAAAACCAACACCAGUUUCAUUAGCUUGGGAUUUUAUUAUGUACAAUUUUAAAUGUUGUGGUGUUGAAGGUAAGUCUGAUUUUGAUGGAACAAUAAAAUGGAAUCGUACAAAUCCAUGGGGUACUCCAUCAUUACCUGAAACUAUGGCAUUUCGUUAUCCAUUAACAUGUUGUCCACUUCAAAAUGUUCAACCAGAUUGGAAUAAUUUACCUGUUGAUCAACUAAAAGAUGUUGCUUAUUGUGCUGCUUCAGGAAAGGAUGUCUAUGAAACAGGUUGUUAUCAAAAGCUAGUAGAUUUACUUAAUUCUACUAGAACUUGGGUUAUUGUCAUUGCUGUUAUUAUUUUAGUUAUUGAAUUACUUACUUUUAUUUUUACAUUGGCUUUAUGUUGUCGUCAUAAGAAAGAUACGAUAUAUUAUUCAUCAUAA